CUCACACCCUAUCGUAAACAACUAGGAACUUGCAGAGUCCGCCUCGGGCAGCCCAAAGCUCCACUGCCCACCCUGGCUCCCAGAGCCCUCCAAAACAAAAGACCAGAGAGGCACUCUCCAUCCAGCAGCCAGACGCCUCCUUCUUGACACCAGCCCCCACCCCUUGUCUGCUCGCGCCCAGGAAAGGCCUGAAGGAAGAGGCCGGGGAAAGAGCCCUCCCUCUCUCCCUUGUCCCUCCAUCCACCCAGCGCCUGCAUCUGGAGACCCUAUGGCCCGGGCUCACUGGGGCUGCUGCCCCUGGCUGGUCCUCCUCUGUGCUUGUGCCUGGGGCCACCCAAAGCCAGCGGAUCUUGGAGGGCAGGAUGUGAGAAACUGUUCCACCAACCCUCCUUACCUUCCAGUUACUGUGGUCAACACCACAGUGUCACUCACAGCCCUCCGCCAGCAGAUGCAGACCCAGAAUCUCUCGGCCUAUAUCAUCCCAGACACGGAUGCUCACAUGAACGAGUACAUCGGCCAACAUGACGAGAGGCGUGCGUGGAUUACAGGCUUUACAGGGUCUGCAGGAACUGCAGUGGUGACCAUGAAGAAAGCAGCUGUCUGGACCGACAGUCGCUACUGGACUCAGGCUGAGCGGCAGAUGGACUGCAACUGGGAGCUCCAUAAGGAAGUUGGCACCACUCCUAUUGUCACCUGGCUCCUCACCGAGAUUCCUGCUGGAGGGUGUGUGGGCUUUGACCCCUUCCUCUUGUCCAUUGACACCUGGGAGAGUUAUAAUCUGGCCCUCCAAGGCUCUAACAGACAGCUGGUGUCCAUCACAACCAACCUUGUGGACCUGGUGUGGGGAUCAGAAAGGCCACCUGUUCCAAAUCAACCCAUUUAUGCCCUGCAGGAGGCAUUCACAGGGAGCACUUGGCAGGAGAAAGUAUCUGGCGUCCGAAGUCAGAUGCAGAAGCAUCAGAAGGCCCCAACUGCCGUCCUUCUGUCGGCGCUUGAGGAGACGGCCUGGCUCUUCAACCUUCGAGCCAGUGACAUCCCCUAUAACCCCUUCUUCUAUUCCUACACACUGCUCACAGACUCUUCUAUCAGGUUGUUUGCAAACAAGAGUCGCUUUAGCUCUGAAACCUUGAGCUAUCUGAACUCCAGUUGCACAGGCCCCAUGUGUGUGCAAAUCGAGGAUUACAGUCAAGUUCGUGACAGCAUCCAGGCCUACGCAUUGGGAGAUGUGAGGAUCUGGAUCGGGACCAGCUAUACCAUGUAUGGGAUCUAUGAAGUGAUACCCAAGGAGAAACUCGUGACAGAUACCUACUCCCCAGUGAUGAUGACCAAGGCAGUGAAGAACAGCAAGGAGCAGGCCCUCCUCAAGGCCAGCCACGUGCGGGACGCUGUGGCUGUGAUCCGGUACUUGGUCUGGCUGGAGAAGAAUGUGCCCAAAGGCACAGUGGACGAGUUCUCGGGGGCAGAGCUCGUGGACAAGUUCCGAGGAGAAGAACAGUUCUCCUCUGGACCCAGUUUUGAAACCAUCUCUGCUAGUGGUCUGAAUGCUGCCCUGGCCCACUACAGCCCGACCAAGGAGCUGAACCGCAAGCUGUCCUCAGAUGAGAUGUACCUGCUGGACUCUGGGGGGCAGUACUGGGACGGGACCACAGACAUCACCAGAACAGUCCACUGGGGCACCCCGUCUGCCUUCCAGAAGGAGGCGUACACCCGUGUGCUGAUAGGAAAUAUUGACUUGUCCAGGCUCAUCUUUCCUGCUGCUACAUCAGGGCGAAUGGUGGAGGCCUUUGCCCGCAGAGCCUUGUGGGAUGCUGGGCUCAAUUAUGGUCACGGGACAGGCCACGGCAUUGGCAACUUCCUGUGUGUGCAUGAGUGGCCAGUGGGAUUCCAGUCCAACAACAUCGCCAUGGCCAAGGGCAUGUUCACUUCCAUUGAACCUGGUUACUAUAAGGAUGGAGAAUUUGGGAUCCGUCUCGAAGACGUGGCUCUCGUGGUAGAAGCAAAGACCAAGUACCCAGGGAGCUACCUGACCUUUGAGGUGGUAUCAUUUGUGCCCUAUGACCGGAACCUCAUCGAUGUCAGCCUGCUGUCUCCUGAGCAUCUCCAGUACCUGAAUCGCUACUACCAGACCAUCCGGGAGAAGGUGGGUCCAGAGCUGCAGAGGCGCCAGCUGCUGGAGGAGUUCAAGUGGCUUCAACAGCACACAGAGCCCCUGGCCGCCAGGGCCCCGGACACCGCCUCCUGGGCCUCUGUGUUAGUGGUCUCCACUCUUGCCAUCCUCGGCUGGAGUGUCUAGAGGCUCCAGACUACCCUGGUAACCCUCCAUCUAGAUGGGGGGCUCCCUUGCUUAGAUGCCCUCACCCUGCACCGAACAUACCCCAAGGGUCCCUGCUGGCCCAUCACCUGGAAACCUUUGCAUUCAUCCUCCUUCUCCAAGACCAGGCCCCAGGAACACAGGGCUUCUUGGCCCCAGACGAUACCUCCCUGCACCCCGGGGUUGUAUACUGCACCCUGGGCUCCUAACCCCAGGCCCCGAGAUAGGAAAGCCAGCUGGUCUCUUCUCUCCUGUGAUCUCAGUAGGCCUAACCUAUAACCUAACACAGAUUGCUACAGCUGCUCCCCUCCCGCCAAACAAAACCCCAAGAGAGCAAUGCCCCUACCACCCCAGGGUGCCAUGGUCCCAGGAGAGUCCAAACCUACCACCACCUGUUGGGUAUAGCCAGAGCUUUUCCCACCCAGUCAGGGCAUGAAACAGCAACCCCCCAACAUGUGAACCCAUCAUUCCUAAACCCUGGGUGGGCUCUAUGCCAAGUAACAGCAGAGGGAGUUAAGCCACAGGAAUUUGGCUGUGGAGUAGGAGGGAAUGCGGCGAGGCACUCUGGAAUAUGACUCUACCAGAGGUUGGAAAACAAACUUGGGCAGCCGGAGCGCGUCACUAUUCUAGACUUCCCUGGCAUUCAAGGAGCCCUUUGAACUUUCCAAAGUGCAGCCACAGCUACAAUGCUGUUAAAUCCUCCCACAUUCUUGGAUGCCCCUUCACGUUGUGUGGACAGUAUCUGGUUUCUCCAUUUUACAGACAGGAAAACUGAGCUUCAGACAGGGGAUGGGUUUUGCCCAAGGACACAUACAUUUGGUUGAGAGCUGAUGGGGCCAGAUGAACCGGCACUCCAGCUCUUUCACCCUUCAGCAUCAUGCAGAGUCCCUGAGCCCACCUCCCAGCCCUCUCCUCAUUCUCUGAACCCACUGUGGUGAGAAGAAUUUGCUCCGGCCAAAUUGGCCGUUAGCCACCUGGGUCCACAUCCUGCUAAGACGUUCAAAACAGUCUAACAAAGACACUUGCCUCUGG
This is a messenger RNA of Cercocebus atys (sooty mangabey), 3343 nucleotides long. RefSeq names its product X-prolyl aminopeptidase (aminopeptidase P) 2, membrane-bound (gene XPNPEP2). The transcript is spliced from 21 exons. The coding region runs from base 269 to 2293 and encodes 674 amino acids. The record is from RefSeq and is a predicted model, not a curated record. Gene Ontology annotation, molecular function: metalloaminopeptidase activity. NCBI's taxonomy places the organism in Eukaryota, Metazoa, Chordata, Mammalia, Primates, Cercopithecidae.